Aspergillus aculeatus ATCC 16872 is the source of this 870-nucleotide messenger RNA. RefSeq lists its product as uncharacterized. The coding region runs from base 1 to 870 and encodes 289 amino acids. NCBI's taxonomy places the organism in Eukaryota, Fungi, Ascomycota, Eurotiomycetes, Eurotiales, Aspergillaceae. The record is from RefSeq and is a predicted model, not a curated record. The transcript is spliced from 2 exons.
AUGGGCAAGAAAAGCCCAACCAAACCCAAGAUCAACAUCAAAAUAAAAAUGAAGAACAAAGAAUCCAAAAUCAGAGACAAGAUAGACGACAUCCUGGCACUGACUCACCAACGAUCUCCCCAGAUACAAGGGUUGUGGUUCGAGAACGAAAGCUACACCGACAUCCCGACCGUGGUGGAGUGUCUGGAAGACGCCCGGCUCGAGCGAACGCCCGAGAGCUAUGCGGAGCUCGUCGAUCUCGUGGCAAGAAGCAUGCCAUCGAAGCGAGAGGGCAAAGACCUGCAUUACGAGCAUUACGCCCUGACUUCGAUGCCUUCCCGCGCCACGGCGGCCUGCCAAGCGGAGUGGAAGACUCUCCUAAACGCCCGCCGAAAUAUGGAACAACAGGAGGAAAUCGUGCAAGAGACCGAGGAGCUGCUCAGCGAGUGGGGCGAGAGGGGCCAGCGACUCUUGCACAUGUAUGCAUAUGUUACCCGGUGUUGGACCAACGGCCUCAAGAAGGCCUUUGAGCAUGGAUACUCGUACGAGGAGUGUGUCAUUCGCCUGAAUCGCGCCGUGCUCUCUCGUCAACGAAAGUCCGAAGCAGUAGGGAAGCGCCGCCAUCCGAGAGUCAUGCCGGGUGAUGCCUGGACCGCGAGUAAAGGCGGCAAAAGCCCGGCGCCGGUCACGACGCAGGAUCUCGACGACUUCGGGCUGAUCAUCAAUGAUCUGGGGCUAGUCGAGUCGAGACGCCAGUAUGAGAGGGCCCAGCCUGCUGCUGCUCAAGGUGGUGUGGACCAGUCUGCGGACCAGGUCUCUCGCCCGGCUGACGUCGAUGACGAUGAUGAUAAUGGGCAUGAUUAUCGCUCGCGCAAGCGCCGUCGACUUUAA